This is a messenger RNA of Synchiropus splendidus (mandarinfish), 3134 nucleotides long. It is a transcript of the gene sp5a, whose product is annotated as Sp5 transcription factor a. Bases 268 to 1353 code for a protein of 361 amino acids. The record is from RefSeq and is a predicted model, not a curated record. Gene Ontology annotation, molecular function: RNA polymerase II cis-regulatory region sequence-specific DNA binding; DNA-binding transcription factor activity, RNA polymerase II-specific. Lineage: Eukaryota; Metazoa; Chordata; Actinopteri; Syngnathiformes; Callionymidae. Gene Ontology annotation, biological process: regulation of transcription by RNA polymerase II. The transcript has 2 exons.
UUUGCCUUCCUCACUCAAAGAGCCGUAUUCUUUGAUGAUUGGGCAGCAGCGAGCUUCAAAGUCAUACAUCUUAGUUCUGACUGGCUGGCGGCCCACCAAAGUCCUUAUCACACUCCGAGAAGUGAUCCCUCACCGCGCAGAUAGUCCGGGAGCGCUGGGCGAGAGGAGCCGCUCUGGAGCUCUUCUAGAAGCACUUUUGAUUGUUUUGGGGGUUUUUUUGCCUUUGAAUCGAGGCGUUCGUCGGUGACGCGCUGGCGGAGCUUCACCAUGGCAGCGGUGGCUGUACUGCGGAACGAGACUCUCCAGGCUUUUCUGCAGGAUCGCACUCCCAACUCCUCCCCGGAGAACUGCAAACACUCUCCGCUGGCUCUGCUGGCCGCCACCUGCAACCGGAUCACCGGACACCACCACGGCUCCAACCCCACGGACUUCCUGCAGGUCCCCUACGAGCCCGCUCUGGGCUCCCCCUCGCGCCUGUUUCACCCGUGGACUAACGAGGGCGGGGGACACCACCAGGGGGGCCACUCGGGCUUCGGACUGGCGCCCAAGCCGCACAUCCAGAACUCCUUCGGCUCGCACCACGAGCUGCCGCUCACCCCCCCGGCGGACCCUUCCUACCCCUAUGACUUCUCCCCGGUGAAGAUGCUGCCGUGCUCCAUGCAGAGCACCUGCCCGCCCACCUACGUCCCCGCGGUCAGCUACGCCGCCCCCGCCCCCCUCGCGCCCUCCAUGCCGAGCUUCGUGCCCGGGCCGCAGCGGCAGCUCUCCCCGAGCCCCGGCGAGGACGUGCCGUGGUGGAGCCUGCAGCAGGGCAACCACGUGACCCACCCGCCGUCUCUGGGCGCGCACCGCUUCCAGCUGCAGCGCGGCCUGGUCCUGGGCCACUCGGACUUGGCGCAGUACCAGAGCCAGAUCGCGGCGCUGCUCCACACCAAGUCCCCGCUUGCAACUGCGCGCCGCUGCCGGAGGUGUCGCUGUCCGAACUGUCAGUCGUCGGCGUCCAGCGACGAGCCGGGGAAGAAGAAGCAGCACAUCUGCCACAUCCCCGGCUGCGGGAAGGUCUACGGCAAGACGUCGCACCUGAAGGCGCACCUGCGGUGGCACUCGGGGGAGCGGCCCUUCGUCUGCAACUGGCUCUUCUGCGGGAAAAGCUUCACCCGCUCGGACGAGCUGCAGAGACACCUGCGGACUCACACCGGGGAGAAGCGCUUCGUCUGUCCGGACUGCUGCAAGCGCUUCAUGCGCAGCGACCACCUGGCCAAGCACGUCAAGACCCACCAGAACAAGAAGAGCAAAGGUCACGACAAAGGUCUGGAGCACGUCAAGCGGGAGGACGCGCGGAGUUUGUUGUAACCGGCGGUAGAGAGCGCGGUAACACUGGAGACGCUUGCGACUCCCUCCAGGAGCGUCCCGCUUGUGUUCGCUCCUCCAGUGCGCUUUAACUCCAGGGCCGAAUGUUUGACGAGAAACGGCGGAGCGUUGAUUUAUUUAGGAGGGAAAUGAAACAAUUGUACCAGAGCACACUUGAGAAAAACAAUCGUCACCAUAUCGGAGUCAUAUUUACAUUUGAAAAAGGUGUCAUGGCCUGGUGGAAUUCGUUUCCAUCACUCUCAAACCAGAUUGAUAUUGGGCUUUAUUAAUAAGAUAAUAAUCCGUUUAUUGAACAGGUGUGCGUGAACUGUCCCGCAGAGAAAGUUGGUUCUCUCAAGUGCCGCUUCUUAAAAAUGAAAAUUGAAUAAUUGGAUUGACAAAGGAAGGCCACUUGGUUGUGAAGCUGGAGGCCGCUGACACUCCACCGUCUCCUCGUGUUACCGUCGUCACCAGUGCAAUAGAGUCCCACCCGUCUGAGCCCCGGCCGCCCGCCCGCCCGCCCGCGUCUCCGCCACUGUCUAUACCAUACCAGAGCAGACAAGUGUUGAACUUGUGUUCGUUGUCUUCGGUGGAAGAUUUGACUUUUGCUGUAAAUGAUAUUUAAUAGCUUUUGUUGAAUGAAAGUGUCUUGUUUGCUCCUUAUGGGGUGUUUUUUAAAAAAAGCAUGCUCUUGAGAAGAACUGCUACUGUCACAUAUGACCCAAAUACUGUGUGAGAAUAAAGACUUUAACAUUUUCACAUCUCAGCAGACGUGACUUGCUCUUCACCGUGGAGUUGACUGGCGCUUCCUCAGCUCUUUGGACACUCGCGGCCGAGUGGGUUUGUGGCGUAGAAUCUCAUAGCUCCGCGUGAGUCUCACAGAACUGCGAGACGCACAUGUAGAACCAAAUGAGGACGUUGAAAAUACGUCUCCCGUCGGACCCCAGUUUGGCCCAUGUCACUAGUGUGAGGAGAAACCAAGAAGCAUUGUUUCGCUUUGAUUCUUAUUUCCGAGUUACUUCAGUUUCAGCUGGGUUUCCCAGCCAGUGUGGCUGCCAGGAUCACACGAAGAGUAGGAAUCGGAAUUCACAUCCGAACGCCGCUUGUUCGGCUGUUGAAAAAAGAGUUUGGAAUUCUCUUGCUGUGUCUAAGUGCAGGGACGCUGUCGGCCCCACCAAAAUUCACCAUGAUGUUUCCACCUCAACAGCGCCCCCUACGUAGCGCUGGAGCUUCCUUCGUUGGACUUCUUCCCCUUUAAAACCUCUCACUGCAGCCUUGCAGCAAUAAAGUCUGAAUCUUUGAAACUGAAGCUGUGAACGGCUUCUCUGACCUUGUAUGGGCCUUUUUAAGGCUCCUAUGAGAGGAACAUUUCACGUCAUUGCUCUUCCAUAAGUCUUUAUUCUUUCAGUUCUUAUCUUUAAAUUAAAUCAUUUUAAUCACUUAAAAUACUUAAAACACUUCCUUACACGUCUGGGAGCUGUGUGGAAGGUGCUGAAUAAAUGAAGUAAUAAUGGAAAGUAUUAUUAUUUGUAGUUUUAUUUACUUACAUCGGUAGUUUUAUUUAAUUACAUUUACUAUAAUUUUUUCGAUGGUUUUGUACGAACAAAGUCAGAUAAAAGAAGAUGGAUUUUUAAAACUACAGAAACAUUUUUACUGGCAAAAGUACUAUUUUUAAAACACACAUAGUUGAAAAGUAAGUGAAAAUCCUGUUACGUUAAUUGGUCAUUAAUCGUUAUUAUUAUUAUGAAGCGACGCGUGCAAGGUUUGGUGGCGACAAGUGUGAA